AUGUCAUCGUCUUACGCAGAUGACUGUAGCAGUCCUCUUGGAGUUCAAAUUCGCAAACAAAUCCCAGACAACAAACUAAUGGCAUUAAGCACCUUCCAAGAUGAUUUUAAACAAUUUGGACCCCAACGUGGUAGACUUCAUUCGUCGUCCGCCUAUCGCGCUGAUCCACGCUUAGUAAGCAAGGACGGUCUGGUCUCCGGCGCCUUUAUUAUUGUGCUUCCACAGGAGAAGAUUGUAACGGCAGUUGCGACUCAAGGUUUUAGGGACGAAUGGGUGACAAAAUAUCAAUUGGUAUUUUAUCCUGGAGAUGGGGGUCCUUCAACUAUAACAGAGGUAAGAAGCUCUGAGGUACAUCUAUUCACUUUCAACGAAAAUCGAGUUGACCACGUCGUGAUAUUUCAGUUAGUGCAGCUAAGGUGGAUUUUAAGUUAUGGUGCCACGUUAUCCAGAGGAGUUUCUUCCACACCACUUUCUCCCUUGUUGUCAUAUCGGUGUAAGAUCCCCUCCACAAAUGAGUGAAAAUUUGUUAUUAUGUUAUAUAUCUUAAAUCUAUAUGAUCAGUUUUGAAUCGCUGAAAUUUUCCGUUUUUUUAUAUUUUCAAAAAAAUUAAUUUUAGAUUUUUCAAGGCAAUAUGGACGGCGACACUGUCAGGCUUAACGUAGUUAGCUUCCCAGUAAAGACGUCUCAAGUUCAUAUCUACCCGUUUGAAUUGCAUAAGAAUAUUGCUUUACGUCUUGAGCUCUACGGGUGUGAUCCAGGUGAGAACGAGAACUUAUGAGAUGAGCAUUAGCAAGAAUACGCUUUUCAUGCUAUUCCGACGAUUUUUCUCCAAACAUAUGUAGUUAGAAAAUAAUAAGGCGAAAAUUGUGCGAAUUUUUCUAACACUCCACACACUACAUUUUUUCAAAGGCCACCCUGUUACCCAUGGCAUUAGGGACACCCUUUGGCACUCUCUUUGUGCUAAGUUACAUAGUCCUUAUAUCAUUUAAUUGACGUUUUGAAUGUGUCCGUUUUUAUUACAAGACGAAGUCAUCAAACUCUUUUUGCAUUUUAAAAAGGGUAUCACUUUAAAGUCUGGCUAAAAGUACUUGACACACGCUUUAAGCUCUCCUUCCUGAAUCGUACAAACGAGGAAACAAGAGAAAAAGAGGAACGUGUGCUAUCUAAGGCAAGAAGAGAAAUCUUUAUAUAUUCUAUAUAUUUUUUUUUCGAUUUUUGUUUUGUUUAUAACGUUGUGAGUCAGCUAUUUGAAGUUAAACAUUUAUCAUGCAAAGGAUAAAUGUUUCCAGACAUGGAUGGGUAUACAAGUCAAAUAUCAUAUUUUUGUUUUGUUUUGGUUUUUUACAACUUCUUUUAAAGGUUAAAAGUUACCUUCAGAAUAUACCAGGAUUCUUGGAAACAAAACUUCACAAGUUCAGGUUUGGCAACAUAUUGUGCUGUUAAUUUUUGUCCUUUGAUUUUUUCUUUAUUAUUGUUUUUCUGCUUGUUAUUUAUGUUCGUUUGUUUUUGUAUUCUUGUCUUUGUGUUGCCUCUUUAACUGCAUGCCUUUUCUUCCUUUAGUCCACCUCUCUUCAUCAAUGACUUACAAGAUACACAAGAAAGCAUCGUCGCUGAGAUCGAAAUCUACUGCAUAGAAUCGGCCACUACAGUGAUUAAGGAUAAAAUAAAGAGGGCUUUAGCCAAUCAAAGCGCUGACUCUAUUUUUGACCAAAACAUUCUACUUUAUCCAAGUAAGUGUCAGUCCCUGGUUCAAGCAUCAAAUCCCAACACUUUUCGUUCAGGUGUUGCUAGAGAGUCUCAUGGGAAUAGGCAGCAGCCAACCGAACCAAAGAAAUGGCAAGAGAAGCCGACAAGAUUUCAAAAUUAACACACGUGAUCAUUCAUAAUUGAUUUUGCCUUUGAAAUAUUUGUCGAGUGCGUGACACCAGAGUGCGUGACAACAGAGUGCGUGACACCAACGUUUUAGACCAGAUAAUCAGCGAAGUAACGCAAACAUGUGGGCUGAACUGAAGACCAGGGUUAAACAAUCAGAUACCUUAGACCUUAGAAAAUAAUUAGAGACAUUAGAGACUUAGAGACUUUUACAUCAUGGUGCCACUAACAAAUGUGUGACUCCUGGGGAUUUGCUUUUCUCUCAAUUAAUCGUAGAUGUAUUAUUUCUUAUUUUGGAAUUUUAGGGAAUGCAUUUUCCUUUUAUUGCGCAUAGAUUUACUUUUCUUUAGUAAUUUAGUUGCAUUUUAAGGUUAGUAGGAUCAUUUUAAUUGUAAUAAGAGUGUUCCCAAUUAGUGCUUGUCUUCCGCUGGAACUAGAUCCUUUAGACACUGAACUAAAGUCGUAGUUAUCAUAAUUACCACUAUUAUGAUUAGUAUGUAUAAUAUACGUUCUUUGUAUACUACAUUCUUUCGACAUUCAAAUGAAAAUCUAUGUUCAAGCUAAUCAUCUUACAUGUGCAGGGCAAGUAUAGAAGCAACCUACCGUGAUAACGUAAACUUUGUGGUCUUGCUGGAAUUCGUAAUUGCAGUUUUUAUUUCACUUCUUUUCUAGGUACUGACGAGUGUCAACCACCGAGCUUCAACAUCUCCAUAAGAACAGACCCAAGUCACCCGCAGCUUGUUCCAGUCGACACUACAAAUAACAUGGACAUGUUGACUGUGAAAGCAAAGCUAAACCCAGCAUGCCCUUCUACCCAGAGGAUCAGGUAUACUUGGGAGAUUGCAGCCGUUGAUGUGAAAACAGGACUGUUUAGUAUGAUCUACCGGUGGGGGAAACCACAAUAUGGAAUCAACGAGAUUGUUUUAAGGACAAAUUACAUCCAGGCGGAGGGCAAAUGGCUAACUUUCAUUCGAUGCAUCGUUAGGAAUGCUGACAAAAGAGGUGUAUAUCGUCUAAAGUACGAUUUUGGUUUCAUUAAACUCGUAAAGAUGAUGCCGUUGAAAUGUAGCGUGAAACCAAACCAAGGAAAGGCCGCUUUAGAUGAGUUUGAAAUUAGCUGCGAAGGUUCAUAUGAGCGGAUCAGAGCCAGUAACUACACUGUCAAACUAGAAUCAAGCAGCAAGGAAUUUAUUCUGGCCACCUGGAGAUCGCCUAUAGGAUCAAUAACACUACCAGCUGGAAAUCCAGAGGAAAAUUAUUAUCUUCACUUACGGGUGGAGGCUACGUUUCCUUCAUUGCCUUCACUCUUGGACAAUGUUCAAGUUAAGGUAACUUAAAACUGAAUCAUUUGGCUCUGUAUAAAUGUAGUAGGUUGAGAAUGUUGAUUAAUCUGUUGGCUUCCUUUCGAGGAUGAUGAUUAGCAACAAUAAAAAAAAUAGUCAUUGCAACUCCAUGCCAUAGACAUUGUAGUAGGUUCCGACGGUAACAGCAAUUUUUAUUUCCACUUUUUGCUAUUAAAAUGAUGCUACCUUUGAUUGAUAAUCAUAUUCUAAUAUACAACUCAAUAUUUACAACAUCGAUCAGGUAAAUAAGCCUGAACCUCACGAAAUUCUUCAUGCUGUAAGAAAGAUUAAAGAUCUCAUCUCGGCCAGGAAAUACGAAGAAGCUGCUUACAAAAUAUGGAUCCUUCAACUAUCAUUAAAGGAUACGAGUAUCAGUAUAAGGAGAAAGGUACGUGACAUUUAUAUGCUCACCCAAUACACCUUAUCACGCAGCGCCAUCUUAGAUUACGUGGCAUACCAAACCGAGGCUGGACGGGCAUAAGAAGUCGCGUCGUGACCAGUGAGCUGUUAUUAGCGAUUGAACCUUUCCUUACGAUUGAAGACUUAGCCAGCAGUUUUUAAUCUAUGAAAUAUUAAUUCAUUUUAUAUCCAUAACACUAGAUUCAAUUGAUGAAUCUAAUAUUCUUUUUACAGCAUGUUUUUUAUUUUACUUUUGGCUCAUGCUGUCAAACGCACAUGGUUAUGUUUUGUUUGUUUUUAUUAACUCGGAUUUGGUAAUAUGUAAUAAUUAGAUUCUCCCUCGUUUAUUAGCGUUAUAAUAUGUGGUUUAAAACGAAUUUGCCAGAUAAAGAAAGGCUCUACUCUGGUGUGCUCGGCUCACUUCAAGCCAGAGGAUAUGUAUAAAACUAUGACUGGGCUUACACGUCGAAAACAGCGCAGUUUGCAUGGACCAAGGAGGGCAAAGAGUACCAACAAAAAAAAUUGCAAGGGUAAAAAAAAUUUGCGGACCAGCAAAUAGGAGAGAAGCGACCUCUAUUCUUUGUCAAUUCAGUACGAUUCAAUAGUCAUAAAAAACUGCUGGCUAAGUCUUCAAUCGAAAGGAAAAGUGGAUCGCUAAUAACACGUGCCUCUAACAGCUUAUCGGUCACGACGCGACUCUUACCUCGAAAUCCGGCCCCUCAUCUCGCCUAGUAGCGGCGAGCAUUCGAAGGAAAGUUGAAGAAAGAUAAAUUCUCACCACUUUUAUUUCACUUGUCGUUAGAACAGAAAUUAACGCAGCAAUGAUCGUGAGCCAUGCUUGCUUGUAAUCUUCACUCAAAACACUGUGAUGUAACACAAAACCUAUACCUUAUGCCCGUUCAGCCUCGAUUUGAUGCACCACGCAAUCCAAGAUGGAGCUGCAUGAUAAAGGUGUAUGCAAACAAUGUCUUGUACAAAGCUGGGCCAAGAUAACCCACGGCUAGUGUGAAAUCUGAUUUCAGAUCUGAAAGCUUUAAUGUAAAGCUAAAUUUUGUAUAAUUCCUUUUUCUACAAUUCGAUGGUUGGAUGCUCUAAAGUGAAUGGGGAAAAUUAUUCCAAAAAGGCCUAACCCUAAUUAAAAUGUAUCCUUGGCUUUGUACUAAUUGGCCUUGGAACAGCUGAAGAAUUUCCAAUUUUAGUUACCCCUGGCCAAAAGGAUUUCUAAUUGAUUUUGUUUUACAAACAAUGCAUGGAAUAAAAGUUUUCAUUCAUAUGUAGUUUGCCUUAAGAAAAUUAUAGUACUUGAGGUUUGUGUGCUCUACAUAUUUUUAAACUAACAACUGUAAAGCAUAGCUUGUCUUGGUUCUUCUUUCAAAGGUUAAAAAAGAGCUUAUACAAAUCAUAACCGACAUGAAGAUAAUAAGUCUUCAGCAACUCAACCGAGUGGCAGCCUUUGUAGCGUUUUGCAACAAAAUGAAAAAAGAAGCUACGCCGCGGAUUCAGGUACUUCUCUAAAAUAAAUCACUAAGGAUAUAAGCUCCUUCCUUCUUAAAGCCGUUACAGGCCUUCACAGUCUUGGAACAGUAUUUCCUACACAUAAUUUUAAGAAAAUUACACUGUGUAUCAGUAACGUAUAUUAGCACUAAAACUUAAUUGUCAGUAGUAAUUUGAAUAUCCUUUUUUUUUUUCCGUUUUUUUCUUUUUUUUUUUUGCAGAACAGUUCUAUCCAAAUUCUUACAAUGGCCAUACAUUUCUUGAAGAGCCAGAUGGACAAAAACUUGAGUCAUAUUACGGAUGUCAUUGUGGAGGGAGCUACAUUCAUUCUUACAGCAGCGUCAGAAAAACCACCACUUGAAAACAGAACUGAAGACUCAGGAACGGUAAUUUGACUUCUUUGGAUUCCUGACGGUGGAUAAUUACAUUUACAUGCAUGAUUAACUGGCUAUGUAAUCAGUUAACUUGGGUACAGAGCACAGCUGAAGAUAACCUCUCUCUCCUUACAUUAUUUAGAAUCCAUUUUUUAAAAGGAUACCAACUUGCCUCAACAACAAAUACAAGUGCUGAGAGGUAAAGCCAAGUUCAAGGAAGGGCUUUCAAACUAUACGAGGAAAAUAGACCCAUGAAAAUAAAUAAGGAAAUCGUGUUCAAUGGAUUUCUUUGUAAUCCUGAGGAAAAUACAUCUUAACUGAUUUUCUUUUUUACUUUUAAGUUAACAUUUUAAACACUCCCUAAAACCUAGUGCUUACCCCAUUGUUGGUCUUACUAUCUACAACACAUAACUUACCUUCUGUACUUGCUUUGUCUUCAAAGGAGAUUACCGAAAAAGCAAUAACGCUUUUACAGCAAAUAGCAGUCAUAAGAGGAAAUUCUGCAACUGAUACAGAUGAAGUCAAACUUCGCUCCAAGGGCAUUUCCAUCCUACGAGCAAAACUGAAGAAGAGCAGAAGGGUCUUGUACCUAGAAAGAAAUGAAGUUCACUUGCCAGCGGAACUACUACAACGGAGUGGUACAGUACAGGUUGGAAAUCGCUUAUAUUACUUAGUACUAAAUUGGUAGAGAGUCACUCUACUUUGUUUUACAAUCUGUUUCUAAGUAACGCAGACGAAACGCGUUCUAUUUAAGUUGCGCUUACCGACAGCCUUGGAUUUAAAAUGACAGCGUAACAAAUUGAAAUACUUUUUUCGCUUGAGUUACGUGCAUUAAAAAUCGCGCCCACUGAACUUUUCCUAACGACGGUGUAAUUCGAGAAAUUUAACGCUUGAUAAUGAAUCAUAAAGGAGUGGUAUGAAACUUUAUUACACCCAUUUUGAAAUCACUGAUGGUCUCUGUAAUCUGAUUGGCUCUAAUUGGUGCGAUUUAUUCACGAAUCGCACCAUUUUUUGCUUUAUAUCACAUCAUUUUCUUAGCCAAUGAGGAGGCUACACUGAAAACAAAACAACCGAUCAGAUUUCAAGGCUUGUAUAAAGUAACCAAUCUAAUUGCAGGAAAAUGAAAGACAAAGGGUAUCAUGUGGAAAAUUUUGCAACCUUUGUUUCCAAAACUCCCCCUAAAAAAUGGAUGGAUUUAAUUUCAAACUAGCUCAGUGCUGCAUCAAUAAAAUAUUUGAACUGACCAAUUCCUGUAUUUGGGCGAUUUCAAAAUGGAUGUAUUAAAGUGGUAAUUGGACCUUGUGCCGUGCAAUUUUGGUCUGAAAUCAUACUUGUGAUUUCAAAUCACACGAAUGAUUUCCAGUCAGCCCAAAUUGCACUCCACUUAGUUCAAUUACCAUUAUAAAUCUAUCAGAAGGUUUAGAGUCAGCUCUUUUGAUAGGGUUAAAAGUGAGGGGGUUAUGCUUUCAUUUAGUUAUACAUACAUUGACAGCCUAGCAGAAUAAAAACAAGAGAAAAAAAAAUUACAUGCCUGUUUUAGGUAUAACCAUUACUCACUUCCUGUCCUCCAUUUAGUUCAUCAGGUUUGAUAAAAAUCCCUAUACGGGGAAUCCAGAAGUCGUUCCAGUGAAAGUAUCAUACAUUGAUGUUACGUUUUGGUAUAAAAAUGAGACCAAGAUGAGGAUUUACAAUCUUAGCCAUCCAAUCAGGAUUGUGUUUCCCAGAGAGCCAGUGACUUCGAUGGAAAUGGAAGAACCAGCUGAGAGUCUAUUUCUUACAAAGAAAACAAUGCGUUAUCACGAGUUUGAUAUACCCUCUCAUGAAGCCGCAGUUAUUGUGAGUAUACGACCGGAAAAGAACAUUACAUUGAUUGUUUAUGUCAAGCACGGCACACGACCAACAUCUGAAAACUACGACAUAGCUGUUACCUUGCCGAGGGCCAACCAUACUUGUUUGAGUUUUAUCAGUGAGGAGAAAGAUAGCUGCACCCUUCGUGACCCAUACGAAUUUGAUAUUUCACCAAACGUCACAGGACAAAAUGGAACUCAUUUCAUCGGCAUUAAGAUUCUAGAACAAUCACCAGAUGCUUUAAAUACAUCAGUGGGAAAAAAAGGGGAUCAUGGUAAAGAUGGCAAGUCCUUGGAUCAGAUGUCUUGUGUAAAUGUUAAGCCACCACCGACUGCAAAAAGCAGUGUACCUCGAGAAUUCGACCCUGCAGAGGAUUUCAGAUACAACCUAACUGUUAGAGUGGCAAGCUGCGUCUUCUGGGAUGAACUUAUGAAACAAUGGUCUGUCUAUGGAGUGAGGGUAAGUAAUGAGUAGUACACGGAAAAGAACUCGGCCAAUAUCCAGCCAUUCAUUGAAUAUCCAUUGAAACAAGAUUUAGCGAAAAAAACUAGACACAGGUCUUUUUCUAGGUACUAGCCAGUUGCACUUGACGAGAGAACUUAAAGUGCCGGUGUGAUUAUGUCUGAGUAUUUUUAAUCUAAGAAAACCAGAUAUUUCUCUCAAAUUAAAGGCAGCAAACAAGCACCGAACAUGAAAUAGCUGGCAAUCUUUAAAUAACUUUGUUUUAAAUUUUUAGGUCGAUCCUGAAAGCAACGAAUAUAGAGUUGCAUGCCUAACCAAUCAUCUAACGAUGUUCUCUGGCUAUCUGUAUGUAGCUCCAAACAAAAUUGAUUUUAAAAAGAUUAGUCCAGACUUUGAGGAUCUGCCACCAGAAAACGCAGUGGUGUUGUCUACAGUUUGCCUCAUCUUUGUGUGUUAUGCUGUGGGGCUGAUGUUUGCCAGAAGGGCUGACAAUAGAGACAAAAGAAAGGUAAGCGUUUUCACAUGUAGCGAGGUGCACGUUUCUAAUCAAUCAUAUAUUUCCCUCACUUGAAUCAUUUUCUUGACGCAUCAGUACUAUCAAGUUUGUUAACCCAAGGAUAAACACAAAUCGAACCAAAUUUGCCUGAGAAAGUUUGAUGUCUCAGUUGUGAGAACGUUUAAAUGAUAUUUCUUCACUCUGAGAACGAAGAUUUGAUAGAGCACGGAUUUAAAGAUUUUGAUACAAGUCCAUACAGUAAUAUAAUAGUCCAAUAAGUCGUUGAGAUUGACAGGGUUUUUAGGCUAACGAAUUGUAAAAAUUUUAAUUUUCUGUUGUAAUAUUAGCUUUGAAAUUAAACCUUUUCCUUAUGUUUUUCGACACAGGACUUUGAAGACACGCUUAAAUUCAUAAUUUAAGUAUUUUCCCAUGCCGAAAACGUCAGUGAAUCUCAUAAGCGUCUCUUCCUCUCACAGGUUGUAAACACUGAGGCGACGUCGCAUAGCCCCGGAGAAUCCUCUAGUUACAGCUACCAGGUCUUCAUCCAGACUGGAAUGUGGUACGACAAUGGCACAACUGCAAGAGUCGGUAUGAUACUUUUCGGCGAGGACGGAAACAGUGACAUAAUAUACUUUAUGGAUCCUUGGAGAGAAAGCAAACUUUUCACACGUGGUAGCGUGAAUACGUUUACCUUUAACCUUCCAUGUCAUUUAGGGCAGGUGUACAAGAUAAAAAUUUGGCACAACAAUGCUGGCAAAAGUCCUUCAUGGUUUUUGUAUCAGGUCGGUGUAAAAGACCUUUCCACCAAGGAGACGUGGCAUUUCAUUGCAAAUAGGUGGCUUGCUGUAGAGAGCCCUGACGGUGCAAUAGACGUCGAGGUAUCAGCUGCUUCGCGAAAAGAAUUAACGAAAUUUAAAAGACUGUUUCAGUGGCGGGCUAUAACAAGCCUUGCAGACAGGCAUUUAUUUCUUUCGCUCUUUGUCAGGCCUCCGCAGAACCCCUUCACACGUUGCCAAAGGCUGACAUGUAUGCUGUCAAUUAUUCUAGUGUCAUUAGUAACAACUGCAAUGUUCUACAGGGACAAUAAAAACGAAAAAGAUACAAAUUCCUUCCAACUUGGGCCACUUGAGCUAAGCUUGACGCAAAUUAUCAUCGGUGUGCAGAGCGGUCUCAUUGCCCUGCCUGUUAACAUCCUCACAGUGAUGAUAUUCAGAAACACAAGGAGAAAUGUGUCGAUAGACUUCCCAAACGAAUCUGAAAAGGAGGGCACCUCCUCUAUACAGACACCAGGUUUUUUUCCGCCGUACUUCAUCGUUGUUGGGUGGGUGAUUUGCUUGACAACUUCAGUUACGUCAGGAACCUUUGCGAUACUCUACAGCGUGCAAUGGGGAGCGGAAAAAGCAAAUCGCUGGCUGCUUUCCGUUGGAGUAUCAAUACUCCAGGAUAUAUUACUGAAUGGACCAAUUAUCAUCAUAGUAAACACAUCUAUCAUGGCUUUAGUAAACAGGAAACCAACUGAGGAUAACGAAAUAGAAAAGAAGACCCAACAAGCAAACCUAGUGCACGUUGUUCAAGAAGAUGAACUUGUAGCAAGUCACAAGCCGCCAGAGGAAGAACUACAAAGAGCUCGAAGCUUAAAACUUCAACUGAAAAAGCUACGGCGCUUCUUUAAAGACCUGGUGAUCUACGUUGUCUAUGUCGUCCUGCUAAUGAUUGUGUGCUAUGCAGACCGUAAGCCGUCAAGUUACUUACAGACAAAAAGGUUAAAGAACACGUUCAGUGCAUUCUACCAGGUAAUAUUGUUGCGCGACUGGCUUGCAUUCAUGUCGCUUCUGUUUUACACCACACCACAUACCCAAAUUCAGUCAGUAGGGUUAUUUACCGCUUUUCUAUCCCAAAAUGCUCAAAACGACCAUGCAGCAAUUUAUCUCAAGAGGUGCAUGUCUUUCUUUGUUAGGACCUCCACCUCCAAUCGAGGGAGAGACGUGGCCUUACUAGUGGCCCAUUUAACCAUGAAACAAAAGGACGAAGCUUACACCCUAGUUUGGCUAGUUUGUUUUUUCUUAGGCAAGAACAAUUAUUCUCGCAGCUGCAUUUCCCCUUGACCCGGGUCUAUACCAGAGAAUACCUCAUUGAAUCGCUUCAUGCUAAAAGCUCUUGUAGUAUGCGUCGGUUAGCUCCCUUCUAAGAUUUGGAAUCCAGGCACAUCUAUCUCUUCACCUCAAUUUUUUUUCCUCGUAUAAAUUAUUCUUUGACAAUGAGAGCCGAUCGUUUUAUCUUAUCUAGGUUCAGGAUGCAAAAUCUUUUUGGAACUGGUUUGAAGAAGAACUAGUUCCUGGCCUUUACGACAGUGAAAAGACUCUCAACGGUAGUGAGACCGGGAUGAUAAGUGGCAAGAUUGGCUUUAUUGUGGGCCUCCCAAAGAUACGACAGAUACGUAUUAAGUCAGGUCAGGCUUCGUUCUUGUCACUUUUGAGAUACCAUCUUAUUAGAAUCAAGUAAAGUAGAACCGGUUCAUUCUCCUAGAAUAAGUCUCAGUACUUCUAGCCCAGCAGUAUUACGAAGGCUAACUGCGUCUUAAUCCAGGCUACUCGGAUUUGCAUCUGAACUGAAACAUCAGAGAGAGGGAAUUCUUUAAACUAUAAUCAGAACCAAAGACGACAGCUUCAAUGCUGCUUUUCGAUAUUUUUAGGCUAUUUUCUCCUUUGUUUUGUUUUCAUUUUUUUUUGAUAGUGUUUCGGAGUGUGUGUUUUAUCAAAACAACGAUAAGCCCCUUCAGCCAACAAUUCCUUCAUGCUAUUCAUCAGGAAGUAAAUGAUAACUAGAUAAAACAUUUUUUUGCGCUUAACUGCUCAGACAAUAAAGGUAACUCGAUGCGCGUAAUUUAUUUUGAUCAUAUACAUUUUUUUCUUUCAUCAUCCAUAGAACCCACAUGCAGUGUGUUUCAUGUUCGACCAGUUUUACGCAAGUACUUCGAUAAGCACUGCACCUCAGAUUUUUCCAAUUCAAACAAAGACACCACGCCGUAUUAUAGACCCGGAUGGAAGACAUGGCCAAUUUCAAACAUUUCUAUAAAUUCACAGCAACUUAACAAAUUAUGCCCAGAACCGUGGAGAUAUAAAGAGCCCAUGGGACUCGGAGACGUUUUCCUACCUUACGGUGGCGGGGGUUACAUAGCAAAGCUUGGAUACGAUGCAACUACAGCACUUAUGGUCAAAGAGAGCAUGGAAGAGAAUAAUUGGAUAGAUGACAGGUCAGCUGCGGUUAUUGUCGAGUUCAUAGUAUUUGAACCCGCAAAUCUUUUACUCACCGAAGUUAUGCUCCUCUUCGAGAAGUUCGCAAACAGUAGAAGAAGUACAAGAAUUGACAUAAUUCCUCAAUAUAUUUUCCCUUCCACUGGCUCCUCUCUGCGCCCAUUCUAUCGCGUGAGCAUUCUUUUAUGGCUUAUUCUAAUCCUCGCUUUAUUUUUUCUCGAAAUCAUCAAGGCGACAAAGCAAGGGCGAGGGUACUUUAAAGGCUUCUUCAACUGGAUUUCCAUCUUGCAGAUUCUUUCAUCUUGUUGCGCGGGUUUGACUGUUUUUCUGAAAGAGAACACUUUAAAAGCUUUCCUUCAACAAAUACGUGGCAAUCCCUUUGGGGAUUGGAGCCCUUUCGAGCUCAUCAUAUGGUCAAGUUUUGAAGAAAUUAUUUUGUCUAUUGCUGUUGUGACGACAACCAUCCAGUCUCUAAGACUCAUACAGCUUAAUCGUCAUGUCCAUGUCAUGAAAUGGACCCUCCAAAGCGCCUGCCGGUAUAUUCUGUCCUUCAGCGUAAUUAUCUUGAUGCUUGCUCUCGCCUUCGCACAGUUUGGAUCACUUCUGUUUGGAGCUAGGGAUGAAGAAUACGCCACACUCUAUUUUGCGCUGCGUACAGUACUUCAAAUGGCCAUCGGGAUAGGAAAAAUACAAGUUAAUAAGAUGAAUGGUGAUUCAAGCGAAUGGUUUGCCCCCAUUUACUUGUUUGCUUGUAUGCUAAGUUUAACAAUUGUUUUCGUUAACACCUUUAUUGCAAUAUUGGAUGAUGCGUUUCAUCAGGCCAAUGACAGAGAGUACCCAGGCGAAGGAGCGAUUGUGGUUAUGAAAAAAUGCGUAAAAGACUGGUUCAAGAAAACUGGUAAUGUCGAAACUGCCGGAGGAGUAUUCAGAGAAUCUCCGUUUCGAAAGACUAUCCGAAGAAAGUCAAAUCAACCUUUAUUAAGGAAGGAAACUCCUGCAGAAACUAACAGGCUUUUGAACUUUGAGGGAAAGCUUCGCAGUGAAUCUCCAGUGCAGCUCACAGGAUUUAGAUGUCUGGACGACAUUGAAAAUGAUCAAUACAAAAACAGAGCAAAGCUCGCCGAAAGUGAAAGUCUUUUGAGCUACGAAAGUCUUACCGAGGAGACUGACAAAUUGGCAGGCCAUCAGAUCCUUUCUCAAUCGGGUUUCACUGAAUUUAAAACAGAAAGCAACGUGACAGAAGUGAAGGACCCCAUUGUUAAUGAUGAAUACAAUUAUUUAAUUGACGCAAUUGGUGACGUUUAUUGCGAUACUCCAUCAACCGAAGAGGAACUGCUUCUGUCUGAUAUCACAAGAAUCAUGAAAACCGUACGGUCCGAUUUCAUGGCGGCACUCCGAAAGGAUGAAGACUGUUAUUCUGCCUCUUCCUCUUCUCUAUCAUAUGACGUUAGCUAUGAGGAACUGAAUGAGUCAGCAUCUAUGCUGUCUUUGAUUCAAGCAUGUAAGGACUCUUCGAACAGUAGUGCUUGGAGUUAUGUCCGUGGCAUGCUCAGGAGCCAAGGUAAACGUCUCCACCGAACCCUCAGGCGCCAAUCCAAGACUUACAGUGAAGAGGAGAGGGAGAGCUACAUAUGA
Molecule: messenger RNA, 13177 nt
Organism: Pocillopora meandrina
Lineage: Eukaryota; Metazoa; Cnidaria; Anthozoa; Scleractinia; Pocilloporidae
Source: the annotation of a GenBank genome assembly